AGAGAGAGAGAGAGAGAGAGAGAGAGAGAGAGAGAUAUGGCAUUUUCCAAGGGCAGUGGUUUUGUUUCGGUGUUGGUGUUGGCAGCGUUGGUUUCGGUGGGGGUUGUGACGGGUCAGAACGCGCCAUCAUGCGCGGCGAAGCUUGUACCAUGCGCUCAGUACCUGAACUCGACCAAGCCCUCCGAAACGUGCUGCACCUCGAUACGAGACGCCGUCCAAAACGACCUUGAGUGCCUCUGCAACCUCUUCAAUAGCCCCGAUGUCUUCAAAUCCCUCAACAUCAACAUCACGCAAGCACUUGAACUCCCCAAGCACUGCGGCGUCACCACCGAUGUCAACCUUUGCAAAGCCCCUGCUCCCACCGCCGGUGGACCUCCAGGUACUCCAGGCAGCGACAAUGGCGCUAAUGGCAUGGCAUGGAUUGGAAUGUCCGGUUUGGCUGGUUUGCUUUUCCUUUGGACAUCUAUAAUGAUGUAGAAGGUGCUUGUUAGCUACGCUAGCCCUUGGCUAUUCCCUCCUAUUUUAGAUGACGUUGAAUUAUCUUCACUCCGGGGAUUUGAUGGCCAAAAUGUCAGAUGUGAAGAUUAUGUUAUGUUUGUGUUUUCUCUUUUUUUUUUUUUUUUUUUUUUUCAAUUGAAUUCAUUUGGAUAGUGAUAUAGGGAUGAUUUUGUUACUUUUGCUCUAUUAUUAAAAUUUUAGCACCCUUAUUUA
This is a messenger RNA of Magnolia sinica, 711 nucleotides long. RefSeq names its product non-specific lipid transfer protein GPI-anchored 9. Lineage: Eukaryota; Viridiplantae; Streptophyta; Magnoliopsida; Magnoliales; Magnoliaceae. Gene Ontology annotation, molecular function: lipid binding. The transcript has 3 exons. Bases 37 to 477 code for a protein of 146 amino acids. The record is from RefSeq and is a predicted model, not a curated record. Gene Ontology annotation, biological process: lipid transport.